AUGUCCACGCCGAUCCGCAACGCCGCGCCAGGCUCCGGUCCCGCAGAGCGCAGGCUGGUCCUGCCGCCCCACAUCAACCUCGCGGUGCUGCCUGUGGCCCAGUCAGUUUGGAGGCGGCCGCCGGCGGCUCCGCUGCUGCAGCCCGUGCGUCUGAGCCGUGCCGAGCUCUACCGGCCGCCCACGAGCGAGGAGCUGCAGCAGCUCAAGGAGACCGAGGAUCUCUUCCACAGCGGUCUGCUCAGCCUGCAGAUUGAAGAGCUUCUGAAGGAGGUGACGUUGAAGGAGACGAAGAAGAAGAGGAUCAAUGCCUUCCUCCACGAAAUUAAUACCCUGCUGAGCUCUGUCCCGGAGACCUCAGAAACUGAUCUCACAGACCAGGCCUGGCUCCCCAAGGGGGUGAAGGUUCCCUUCCUGCAGGUGCCGUUCAGCGUGAAGGGGAGGUUUCGGUUCCUGCCCCCAGCUGAGGUGAACGUGGUGGGCAGCUACCUGCUGGGCACCUGCAUUAAGCCCGAGAUCAACGUGGACGUGGCAGUGACCAUGCCGCGGGAAAUCUUCCAGGACAAAGACAACCUGAACCAGCGCUACCACCGCAAGAGAGCUCUGUACCUCGCUCACAUCGCCCAUCACUUCUCCAAGGAGAAGCUCUUUGGCAGCGUAACCUUUGCCUACAUGAACAGCAACCAUCUCAAGCCCAUCCUGCUCUUGCGGCCUCAAGGCAAAGAUGAGAAGCUGGUUACCGUUCGACUUCAUGCCUGUCCUGCCCCGGGUUUCUUCAAGCCAAGCCGUUUCUAUCCCAGCAAGAACAACGUUCGGACUGCCUGGUUCAUGGAGCAGGGCACUUCCAAGGAAGGAGCGCCGGAGCCCCCAACCCCUCACUACAACAACUCCAUCCUCUGUGACACAGUGCUGCAGUCCCACCUGCAUUUCUUGUCCAAUGUCGCCACUGACUUCCCGGGCAUGAAGGAUGGGCUGGCUCUUCUCAAAGUGUGGCUACACCAGCGACAGCUCAGCAAGGGCUUAGGCUGUUUCAGUGGCUUCUUGGCCUCUAUGCUUGUUGCCUAUCUGCUGAUGAAACGCAAGAUCGUUAAGAUGAUGAGUGGCUACCAGGUGCUGAGGAAUGUUCUGCAGUUCCUGGCCACCACAGACCUGAGUAUGACGGGGAUCAGCCUAGCAAAGGACACGGACGCCUCCCUUCCUUCCCUGGAUGACUUUCACCAGGCAUUCGAAGUGGUUUUUGUGGAUCCCUCAGGGCUGGUGAACCUCUGCGCUGAUAUGACUGCCAGCAAAUACCACCAGGUCCAAUUUGAAGCCAAGUGCUCUAUGGAGGUUCUGGAUGACAGCACUGUGGAUGGCUUCCAGCUGGUGCUCAUGACUGCAAAGCCCAUGCUUAGAGCCUUUGACCACAUCUUCCACCUGAAACACGUCUCCAAGCUGCAAAGUGCCUGCAAGAAGAUGCAGCUGCUGAAUGAGCUGAUGGAUCGAGGUGGGAACUACGUGGCUGCAGCCCUUCCAUUUGUUGUGUCCCUGCUGUCACGUGGGCUGGCUGGGCGAGUGCUGCUGGUGGCUCAUUCCUUGCCCCAGACCCCUGAGUGGCAUAUUGAAGCCGAGCCCCCAAAACACAAAGACAUUGGGCCUCUGACAUUCGGACUGCUGUUUGUCCCGGAGUUUGCUGCCAGUGCGUUGGAGAAGGGACCUCAGGCUGAUCGUCCUGAGGCCCAGGACUUCCGAGCCUUCUGGGGGGAGAAAUCUGAGUUGAGACGGUUCCAGGAUGGGACCAUCUGCGAGGCCGUGGUGUGGGAGGCAAACACUGUGUGCCAGAAACGCCUCAUUCCUGAACAAAUCGUCAGGCACCUCCUGUGGCUCCAUGCGGACAUUCCCGAAUCCUCUAUCUAUUACACAGGAGCCCUGUUGGAGUCUGUGGUCAAGACUGGAAAAGAGGUUUCGGGGACCGGCGAGGAGGCCAUGGUCAGCGUUGUCUGCUCGUACGAUGACCUGAGCCGCAAACUCUGGAAGCUGGAAGGGCUCCCGCUGACGGUGACGGCUGUGCAGGGUGUUCACCCAGCCCUGCGGUACACGGACGUCUUCCCUCCUGUUCCCAUGAAGCCGAUUUAUUCCUUUCAUAACAGAAUCAGGAACAAGGACUUGCUGCUUCCCUCAGAGGACAGGCCCUGCCCAGCCUACAUAUCCCCUUUGAAAGUUGUGUGCCACAUGGAAGGCAGUGGCCGGUGGCCACAGGACAAAGAAGCCAUCAAGAGAAUAAAGGCAGCUUUCCACCUCCAGCUGGCCGAGCUGCUCCAGCAGCAGCACCAUUUGAUCUGCAGACCUACAGUCACCCACACUGACGUGUACAAGGAUGGCUAUGUGUUCCGUCUGCAAGUGGCCUACCAUCGAGAGCCUCUAAUCUUGAAGGAAGUAGUCACUCCAGAAGGGAUGCUGAAGUACCAGGACACUGAGGAGUCUCAGCAGCUGGAACUGGAGACCUUGCAUCUGCCUUUUCUAACCAGCUCCCUGCAUGGGCUCCAGCAGCAGCAUCCUGCUUUUGGUUGUACAUGCCGAAUGGCCAAGCGCUGGGUCAAUGCACAGCUCCUGAGUGACCACGUCUCUGAGGAGUGCAUGGACCUCCUCGUGGCGUAUCUUUUCCUCCAGCCAGCCCCCUUCACUCCGCCCAGCUCUCCCCAGGUUGGGUUUCUGCGCUUCCUCAACUUCCUGGCAACCUUUGACUGGAAAAACAGCCCUCUCAUUGUCAACCUGAAUGCAGGCCUCACAGGUGAGCUGCACACAGGCUCUCCCAAGUAG
Tinamus guttatus (white-throated tinamou) is the source of this 2796-nucleotide messenger RNA. NCBI's taxonomy places the organism in Eukaryota, Metazoa, Chordata, Aves, Tinamiformes, Tinamidae. The record is from RefSeq and is a predicted model, not a curated record.